Molecule: messenger RNA, 2949 nt
Organism: Chrysochloris asiatica (Cape golden mole)
Lineage: Eukaryota; Metazoa; Chordata; Mammalia; Afrosoricida; Chrysochloridae
Gene: RINT1
Product: RAD50 interactor 1
Exons: 16
Coding region: 1-2562 (853 amino acids)
Biological process (GO): regulation of ER to Golgi vesicle-mediated transport; endoplasmic reticulum to Golgi vesicle-mediated transport; retrograde vesicle-mediated transport, Golgi to endoplasmic reticulum
Cellular component (GO): Dsl1/NZR complex
Source: RefSeq, a predicted model, not a curated record
AUGAAUAUAGCUGCAAUCUCAGACGCCGAGAGGAAUAAACCAGCGAGACGGCUAGAGGAAGUUACCGUGGCAUCUAGCCCCAAAGCUACAGAGGAUUCGCUGGUCGCUGCCAUUGCUGACCGGAGCCGGACUCCACAAGCCACGCUGGCUUCCCAUGGAGCUCAAGACGCGCGCACGGGCGGGAUGCUCUUGGCAACCGAGAUCGACGAGCCGCCGGCGUCCUCGUACUGCCCUGAAAGUGCGGACCAAAGGAAGAAUGUGGAGGAGAAAAGUCCCAUACAUACGGCAGCUCUUGUUGGAAGUGAACAAGUCAUCGAAAGUACAGAUAAUGGUGAUCUCUCAUCCUAUGUGUCUGAGUUCAUAGAAAAGGAAGUUGGAAAUGACCUUAAAUCUUUAAAGAAACUUGAUAUACUCAUAGGACAGAUGACAGAAAGUAAAAUGCAGUUAGAAGAACAGGUACUUACAAUUUCAUCAGAGAUACCUAAAAGAAUUCAAAGUGCCUUAAAAAAUGCAGAAGAGUCAAAGCAAUCCCUUAAUCAGCUUCUAGAGCAAGAAUCGCAGCUCUCUAGCGCCAUUAAUAGUCACUUACUGACCGCACAGCCUUGGAUGGAUGAGCUUGGGACCAUGAUUAACCAAAUUGAAGAGAUUGAACGGCAUCUCGCUUACCUAAAAUGGAUUUCACAAAUUGAAGAACUAAGUGAUAACAUUCAACAAUAUCUGAUGACCAACAAUGUGCCAGAGGCAGCCUCUACUCUGGUGUCUAUGGCAGAACUUGACAUCAAGCUUCAGGAAUCAUCCUGUACUCAUCUUCUUGGUUUCAUGAGAGCUACUGUUAAAUUCUGGCAUAAAAUUCUCAAGGACAAGCUUACAAGUGAUUUUGAGGAAAUAUUGGCACAGCUUCACUGGCCAUUCAUUGGACCUCCUCAGUGUCAAACUGUUGGCUUAAGUCGACCAGCCAGUGCCCCUGAGAUAUACACUAACCUGGAGAUUUUGUUUUGUCAGCUUAUGAAACUGCAAACCUCAGAUGAAUUACUUACUGAGCCAAAACAACUCCCAGAGAAAUACACUCUACCUGCAGCCUCACCUGUCAUCCUGCCCAUCCAGAUUAUGCUGACUCCCCUACAGAAGAGGUUCAGGUAUCACUUCAGAGGGAACCGGCAGACCAAUGUUAUCAGCAAGCCUGAAUGGUACCUGGCUCAGGUGCUUCUGUGGAUUGCAAACCACACUGAGUUUCUGGAUGAGAAGAUCCAGCCGAUAUUAGACAAAGUGGGCUCCUCGGUAACUGCCAGGUUUGAAUUUUCUCGGGGCCUUAUGCUGCUGGUUCUUGAGAAGCUAGGUUCUGAUAUUCCUUGCCUGCUGUAUGAUGACAGUCUCUUCUGUCAUUUGGUGGAUGAAGUGCUUUUGUUUGAAAGGGAGCUCCACAGUGUUCACAGCUAUCCUGGCAGCUUUGCUAAUUGUAUGCAUAUUCUAUCAGAGGAAACGUGUUUCCAGCGGUGGCUGACUGUGGAGAGAAAAUUCGCUCUUCAAAAAAUGGACUCAAUGCUUUCAUCAGAAGCUGCCUGGGUAUCCCAGUAUAAGGACAUCACGGAUGUGGAUGAGAUGAAAGUCCCAGACUGCGCAGAAACGUUUAUGACUCUCCUCUUGGUUAUAACUGACAGGUAUAAAAAUCUUCCCACAGCUUCCCGAAAGCUGCAGUUCCUGGAGUUACAAAAGGAUUUAGUAGAUGAUUUUAGGAUACGAUUAACCCAGGUGAUGAAAGAAGAGACGAGAGCAUCCCUUGGCUUUCGGUAUUGUGCAAUUCUCAAUGCUGUUAACUACAUCUCAACAGUGCUAGCAGACUGGGCUGACAACGUUUUCUUUCUACAACUUCAGCAGGCAGCACUGGAGGUCUUUGCAGAGACCAACACACUCAGCAAGUUGCAGCUGGGACAGCUAGCCUCUAUGGAGAGCUCUGUCUUUGAUGACAUGAUUAACCUUUUAGAGCGUUUAAAGCAUGACAUGUUGACUCGCCAAGUUGCUCAUGUUUUUAGAGAGGUUAAGGAUGCUGCAAAAUUGUAUAAAAAAGAAAGAUGGUUGUCUUUGCCAUCUCAGUCCGAGCAGGCAGUAAUGUCCCUGUCCAGUUCAGCGUGCCCAUUAUUGCUCACCUUACGAGACCGUUUGCUUCAGCUCGAGCAGCAACUUUGUUUCUCCUUGUUUAAAAUGUUCUGGCAAAUGCUUGUGGAGAAGCUGGAUAUAUACAUCUACCAAGAGAUCAUUCUUGCUAAUCACUUCAAUGAAGGAGGCGCUGCUCAGCUGCAGUUUGAUAUGACUCGGAAUCUUUUCCCUUUGUUUUCCCACUAUUGCAAGAGACCAGAGAAUUAUUUCAAGCAUGUAAAAGAAGCUUGUAUUGUCUUGAAUUUGAACAUUGGUUCAGCCCUACUCCUGAAAGAUGUACUACAGUCAGCUCCCGAGCAACCUCAUGCGACAGCGGCAUUAAAUGAAAUGGGAAUUUAUAAACUGGCUCAACAAGAUGUUGAGAUUCUACUUAAUUUGAGAACAAACUGGCCUCAUACUGGAAAAUAAGACAAGUCUUUCAAGAAAAACUUUUUUGGGAUUUUUCUUGUUUGUUUUUUUUACAAAGAAGAAGCCAAUUGGAUUUCAAGUUCUGCAAUAAUGUUCUGUAUUCAUGAAAAUGGACAACUAAAAACCUUAUUGGAAUCAUUUAUUGUCUUGGAAUUAAGGUGUUAUUAAAAUGAUGACCAUAGAGCUCGAAACCUCUUGUCCCUAAGAAAACAAAAACAAAAUAUUCAGAAGCUAUGAAAACUUGGUAACUCCAUUUAUAAAUAUAAAUGCCAACAUGUCUGUUGAAGAAAAUACAAGAGCAGAGUUAAUAAAUUAUGACUGGCUUUUCAUAUCCUGUACUAAUUAACGGAGAUAAUCAAACAUAGCAAAUAAAUUUGUUUUUAAGUC